Maudiozyma barnettii is the source of this 378-nucleotide messenger RNA. It is a transcript of the gene RPA12, whose product is annotated as DNA-directed RNA polymerase I core subunit RPA12. The record is from RefSeq and is a predicted model, not a curated record. Gene Ontology annotation, biological process: termination of RNA polymerase I transcription; DNA-templated transcription. Gene Ontology annotation, molecular function: nucleic acid binding; zinc ion binding; DNA-directed RNA polymerase activity. Gene Ontology annotation, cellular component: RNA polymerase I complex. NCBI's taxonomy places the organism in Eukaryota, Fungi, Ascomycota, Saccharomycetes, Saccharomycetales, Saccharomycetaceae. The coding region runs from base 1 to 378 and encodes 125 amino acids. The transcript has a single exon.
AUGUCUGUGGUUGGUUCUCUUAUAUUUUGUCUAGAUUGUGGUAAUCUAUUAGAUAACCCCAGUACUGUUCAAACUGCAAAUAUUGAAUGUUCACAAUGCCAGGCUACAUACCCUAAGGCGGAAUUCUCUAAUUUGAAGGUUAUCACCUCCACUGCAGAGGAUGCAUUCCCAUCUACCUUGAGAUCUAAAAGAUCUGUUGUUAAGACUACAUUGAAGAAGGAUGAACUUACAGAUGGUGCCAUUAUUAACGAAAAGUGUCCUAAAUGUGGUAACGAUGAAAUGCAUUACCAUACUUUACAAUUAAGAUCCGCUGAUGAAGGUGCUACUGUCUUUUAUACAUGUACAUCCUGUGGUUACAAAUUUAGAACAAAUAAUUGA